Theileria equi strain WA is the source of this 1044-nucleotide messenger RNA. Its product is annotated as 50S ribosomal protein L3, putative. Lineage: Eukaryota; Apicomplexa; Aconoidasida; Piroplasmida; Theileriidae. Gene Ontology annotation, molecular function: structural constituent of ribosome. Gene Ontology annotation, biological process: translation. The record is from RefSeq and is a predicted model, not a curated record. The transcript has a single exon. Gene Ontology annotation, cellular component: ribosome; mitochondrial large ribosomal subunit. Bases 1 to 1044 code for a protein of 347 amino acids.
AUGCUUGGAGUUUUCAACUUAACGAAAAUACGAAGCAACUCUACGUAUCCCAUUUUGCUUAGGCGUUUUACAACCGCAAGUCAACGUAUCCUCUGGAAGCCAUACACAAGUAGAUGGAUUAAGAGAAUCCAGAGGCUUAAUGAUAAAAAAAACUUAAGAAAGGUGCAAAGAGUAUCAUAUGUACCAGAAACAGAGCGUUUUUCCGAAGAAGAUAUUAGACAAAUAGGAAUAAAACCUAUUAAACCAAUCUGGAACACAAUAAGAGCCGGUGUACUUGCUUAUAAAGUUGGUUGCAUGUCCCUUUGGGAUGAUUGGGGAGAAAGGCAUGCGGUAACUGUCUGUCAUGUUGAUAGGUGUGUAGUUAUAGAAAGAAAGACGAUUCCAAAGCACGGAUAUGAAGCUCUUCAACUGGGUUUAGGAUACAAAAAUGUCAACACUCAAACAAAGCCAAAUAUCGGUCGCUUUAUUAAACUGGGAAUUGGAUCAAAAGAUCAUAUAGCAGAAUUUAAAUGUUCUAGUGAUUGUUUACUUCCAGAGGGCCAUUACAUGAGUGUUAGACACUUCACUCCUGGUCAAUGGGUUUUCGUGUCUGGUUGGUCUAAACAGAAAGGAUUUAAAGGGGCUAUGCGCAGAUGGCAUUUCGGAGGCCAAAGUAAGAGUCAUGGUACCGAAUGUAAAGCACACAGUGCACCGGGCUCAAUAUCGCAAGGUAAAUCUGUACAUAUAGUAUGGAGAAAUACUAAAAUGGGUGGACAUGUUGGACCUGACCCACGUUGUAUGAAUUGUAGAGUCUUCAGAAUUGAAUCUCAUCGUAAUUUAAUAUUUUUAAAGGGUACAGUUCCUGGUAAUAUUGGUGGAGUAAUCAAAAUAAAAGAUGCAGUUGGGAUUACAGCCAGAAAAAAUAAAGGUUUACAUAUCCAUUAUCCAACAUUCUUGCCGAAAUCUAAUCAUCCAUACCCGGUUACGCUACAAGAACCCACUAAGGAAAGGGAUCCAUUUUUGUGCCAAGAGGAACCUAUGUAUGAACAUAAAUCUCGUAAAUGA